Messenger RNA from Gadus macrocephalus (Pacific cod), 1490 nucleotides. RefSeq names its product heat shock transcription factor 2 binding protein (gene hsf2bp). Gene Ontology annotation, cellular component: cytosol. The transcript has 9 exons. Bases 62 to 1108 code for a protein of 348 amino acids. The record is from RefSeq and is a predicted model, not a curated record. Lineage: Eukaryota; Metazoa; Chordata; Actinopteri; Gadiformes; Gadidae.
CAACAUGGAUCAUUCUGGAUCAUUCCUGAGAGGUUAGUUAACCACGAGGAGCACAAACGAGAUGGACCGACCGCUCGAGAAGGAAGUUUUUGUCAAAGUGGGGAGAGGAGACCUGGACAGGCUGACCACGGAGGUCAUGCAGCUCAGAGAGUUCCUGCCUCGGAUGGUGAACGACCUCGUUGAUACGCUGCACAAAACCAGUAACACAGAGAGAGUGAGUGACCACGUCAGCCAGGAGCAAAAUCGACUCCGUCAGCAGUGUCUCCACCUCGGGUCACGGCUGGACUCGGCGGAGACGGAGCGCCAGAGGGAACGGGAGGAGAAGCUGUUGCUGAAGGCAGAGCUCUGGGCGUGCCGGGAGCAGCUGCAGCAACAGGCUGAGUUCUGCAGAGGGCUGGGCGCGGCCUCCUGCACCGUGCUCUGGAGCGCCUCGGGGCGGGAGGAUGCCGUGAGGGACAUGCUGGCCGACGGGAAGCUGCCCUCCUUCUUGGACCUGGCGGGUCAGACCCUUCAGAGCUUCGUCCAGUCUGGGGAGGAUGUCUCCACGCCUGGACCUCUAGAUCAGACCUCCACUGAGCACCAGUUUGUCCUUGCUCUGGCUGGGAUAAUCACAAACGUAGCAGCGGUGCCCUGUGGGCGGGACUUCCUGUCAAGCAGUGGUCAUGGGCUGCUGGGCACACUGAUGCAGCUGCUGGAGCCCAGGAAGCCUGGCGCCUUGCCAAGACUCAAAGUGCUGAUGCUGAUGGCUCUGUACAAUGUCAGCAUCAGUGUCAGAGGACUGAAGUACAUCAGCCAGAGCCCCGGUCUGCUCCCUAUGGUCUGGACCCUUCUGGAGGACCAGGACCCAGACGUAUGUCUUCACUCCCUGCGCCUCCUGCAGUCUCUGCUCCUGGAGGAGGAGGUGGAGACCACCAUGGGAGCGGCUCUGUUGACCUCUCCGUGUCUGGAGCACGUCUGCCGCCUGACCUCCAGCCAGCAGCCUGCUCUCAAACAGACCGCCUGCGACACCUUGGAGGACAUUCAGGCCUUGUUCUGCAAACUAGGAAAACCUGAUCGCCAGAGUAGCUUCCAACAAGAGACGAAAACCCCUGUAAGGACCCUACCAUGAUGUUCCUUCUCCUUCCUCCUACAAGCAGGGAUGUGUAAACCUCUUUAAGGACCCUACCCUGAUGGCUCAGACAACAAGUUUUAGAUUGUUAAUAGUAAUGUUUACAUUUUGAAAUAAACAAAAUUGGAGUUUAAAUAAACUCAGUUUGCUUUGAAUAAUAUUUCGAAUAAUAUUCAAAAAUCAGUCAAUCAAGAACCCCCCAAGCACCUCGUAUACACGCACACACAAUGACACAGGGUGAGGCUUUUAUGAUUUGUAUGAAAUCAAUCUGUUUAUUUCAACAACUGCACCAUCAACACAUCAAAAUCAUUUCAACCUGGGCUUAGGCAGAUAGGCCUACCUCCGCCGAAAGCAGAUCGCUAUUUAUUUUACUGAACACAGC